Messenger RNA from Suncus etruscus (white-toothed pygmy shrew), 969 nucleotides. RefSeq names its product iron-sulfur cluster assembly enzyme (gene ISCU). Lineage: Eukaryota; Metazoa; Chordata; Mammalia; Eulipotyphla; Soricidae. Gene Ontology annotation, cellular component: mitochondrial matrix; cytoplasm. The record is from RefSeq and is a predicted model, not a curated record. The transcript is spliced from 5 exons. Gene Ontology annotation, biological process: iron-sulfur cluster assembly; intracellular iron ion homeostasis. Gene Ontology annotation, molecular function: ferrous iron binding; 2 iron, 2 sulfur cluster binding. The coding region runs from base 58 to 561 and encodes 167 amino acids.
UUGCCCACACUCCGCCCGGCUUCCCUCGCCCGGUGUGCGCAGGCGCGAGCCCUCAAGAUGGCGGCGGCUGGAGCUGGCCGUCUGCGCAGGGCGGCCUCGGCCCUGCUCCUGGGGCGUCCGCGCCUGCCGGCCCGGGAACUGUCCGCUCCGGCCCGGCUCUACCACAAGAAGGUUGUGGAUCAUUAUGAAAAUCCUAGAAAUGUGGGCUCCCUAGACAAGACAUCAAAAAAUGUUGGCACCGGCUUGGUAGGGGCUCCAGCAUGUGGUGAUGUGAUGAAAUUACAGAUUCAGGUGGAUGAGAAGGGAAAGAUUGUGGAUGCCAGGUUCAAAACCUUUGGCUGUGGGUCGGCCAUUGCCUCCAGCUCUCUGGCCACGGAGUGGGUAAAAGGCAAAACGGUGGAGGAGGCCCUGACCAUUAAGAACACGGACAUAGCCAAGGAGCUCUGCCUGCCCCCCGUGAAACUGCACUGCUCCAUGCUGGCUGAAGACGCCAUCAAGGCUGCCCUAGCCGAUUACAAGCUGAAACAAGAACCCCAGAAAGGAGAGGCUAAGAAGAAAUGAGCCCCCCCCACUCAGGGGGGAGCGCCCCAGCUGGCCCGAAAUCCCCGAGAUGCUUCACAGCCUCCCCCUUCACAGCACAACCACAGCAGAGCUUGGAGAUGCGACGACCCUAGCUGCUCACCCCCAUGUCUCGGACUGACCCAGAUUAUAGUUUCCUCCUUCCCGUCCACUCUCAGCCCUCACACAGCCCACGUCUAUUCUGAUGUGUGCGUCCAGCUGCAAAACCAGCACAGAGUCCCAAGCUUUGAGAGUUCACAAGUUAACGCACAUCCCUUCUUCUCCCUGAGUCUGGCUGGAGGAACAUUCUCAACUGAACACCUUGAUGGGAUGACCUGAUAGAACCAGAUAUUGUACAGAAAGCAGACUUGUAUAUCUAUCUCUAUAGCAAUAAAAACCUAAGACAAUUUU